AUUAUUAAAGCACUGUCCUAUAUUUAUAAGCAACAGAUAACAUAUAUAGAUCUUAAGCUAUUAAAUAUCUUAAUUAGCGCAGAGAAUAACAUAGUGUUAAGUAAUGUUAGCAGAAUUAGAGGCGUUACAAGGAACUAUCUAGCGCUAGAGAUGCUUAAUGUACUAGACCUACUUGCUAAAAGCUUAGAAGCACAGACAUAG
This is a messenger RNA of Lindgomyces ingoldianus, 201 nucleotides long. RefSeq lists its product as uncharacterized. Lineage: Eukaryota; Fungi; Ascomycota; Dothideomycetes; Pleosporales; Lindgomycetaceae. Gene Ontology annotation, molecular function: protein kinase activity; ATP binding. The record is from RefSeq and is a predicted model, not a curated record. The transcript has a single exon. The annotation marks the transcript as partial. Gene Ontology annotation, biological process: protein phosphorylation.